AUCCGAACUCGGCUACAAAUGGGCUAGUACCAACCCAGCCCAGCCCACUGAGCUCAAAACCAACGAAUAGAAUGAUGGAUCGUGGGCUUUUCUCUAGCGGUCGGGUACCCGAGUGUCCUAAUCCGUUUCGUCAGAAGGUACAGUCCGGAUUCACCGCCUCUGGACUCCCGGAGUCGGAGAGACUACAAACUGAAGAAAUAGCAAGUGAGAAGAUAGACAGAGCUCGAAGAUGGACGAGGAGCAAGGCAGUAGCGGCGGUCACUUGGAAACCGGAAGAGCAGACAGAUCGGUGUGGCUAAUGAAGUGCCCGCUGGUGGUGGCGAGGUCGUUUGAGAAUCAUGCUUCUUCGUCGGAUUCUCAUCCUGUCGCCAAGGUCGUUCUCUCUCUCGAUCCUCUCCGACCUGACGAUCCUUCUUCUCUUCAGUUUACAAUGGAGAUGGCUGCUACUGAAACGUCGCAUGUUCCAAAAAGUUACUCUCUAAACAUGUUUAAAGACUUUGUUCCUAUAUGUGUCUUCUCUGAAACAAAUCAAGGUAGGGUUGCUAUGGAAGGGAAGGUUGAGCAUAAAUUUGACAUGAAACCUCAUCAGGAAAACAUUGAGGAGUAUGGGAGGUUGUGCCGUGAAAGAACAAAUAAGUCCAUGAUCAAGAAUAGACAAAUACAGGUGAUAGAUAAUGAUCGUGGAGGGCAUAUGAGGCCCAUGCCUGGAAUGGUUGGCUUGAUUUCAUCCAACUCCAAGGACAAGAAGAAAACAGCACCAGUUAAACAGUCAGAUGUGAAGAGAACCAGAAGGGAUCGUGGGGAAUUGGAGGAUAUAAUGUUCAAGCUGUUUGAAAGACAACCAAAUUGGGCUUUGAAGCAACUUGUGCAGGAGACAGAUCAACCUGCUCAAUUCUUGAAAGAGAUACUGAAUGAGCUUUGCGUGUACAAUAAGAGAGGAACCAACCAAGGAACUUACGAGCUCAAGCCAGAAUAUAAGAAAGCUGUUGAGGAUACAGGUGCUGAUCAAUAGGUCAAUUAUGUACAAUACUUUUUUUCUGUAACCAAAAGAAAGUAAGCAGGAUAAGAACCCUUAUGAAGGGUAUAGCAAGAAACAUCAGCAAAACAAUCAGUGAGCUGUGCAAUGGGAAAAUUGAUUGAUAAGGUGAUUGAGCUGGUUCUUUGAACUCCAUACUAAUGUAUUCCUAAACAGGAUUUUCUCGAAACCUGAGUACAAAGGUAAGGAGACGAAAUUAACAUGUACUCUGCAGAUGUUUAUCAAUAAAAUGAUGAUUGUAUC
This is a messenger RNA of Rubroshorea leprosula, 1279 nucleotides long. The record is from the annotation of a GenBank genome assembly. Lineage: Eukaryota; Viridiplantae; Streptophyta; Magnoliopsida; Malvales; Dipterocarpaceae.